AUGACGUCUAUUACUUGUUUCCGAUUAUCUUUUAAAGAAAACGAAACUGAAAAGAUAUUUUAUGUUAGAGCUAAUUGGAAAGUUGAUCCUUUAAAAGGUCUAUUAGGUCGUGAUGAAAAAGUUAUUUGUGAGUUAGCCGUAACUGACUGUAAAUCAUUUUGGACGCGAAAUGUUACCAUAAUAGAUCUAAAAGGUACCAAACCGGAUAGUAUACGCGAUACUCAGAAAUUUUGUGAAGCUACACAAGCAGCUUUAUCAGGACGCGAUAAAUAUGAAAAUCAAAAAUUAUCGUGUCAAAUCACAGUUCAUGAAAGUAACGCCAAGUUCAUAUGGAAAUGGUCAAUGCAACAAACUGGAGCAUCCGCAAUGGCCUUACAAUUCACACUUGGAAAUAUUUCACUAUUUCCUGUUUCACAAUUUGAAACCGUAAAGAUGUGGCAAGAAUGGACGGAUUAUUUUAUUGAAGAAAGAAAUCAACUCAUAAAAAGUAAAAAUGUGUAUGAUAUACGUGUUAAUGAUUUGGAGCAAUUUAGAGAUCAAAUGCAAGAAAAGAUUGAAGUUAUGACUAUUGAAAAGAUACGUAAUCAAGAAUUGUUAAUAGAAAAGUUCAAGAAAGUUCUGAAUACCAAGAAAAAGAAAGUGAAAAGGUUGAUGAAAGACCUUUUUUUAGGUUCCAUCAUGUCAUCAACUUUUCAAGCAAAUUUAAAUAAUCCCUCAGAUGAAUAUUUAGAUGAAAAUGAGUUAGAAGAAGAGGAGUUUCAUGAAAGUAAACCUGGCAGGAAAGAUAUUGCCCGUGGUAAAUCUUCAUCAAAAUCUAGACCUUUUUCUAUUGAAGUCUCUUCUCCUUCUAAAAAAGCCAAAUUAGAUGAUGUGUCUGAGUCAAAGAGUACAAUUGUAAGCGAUUCGACAAACGAAGAUCAAGAAGUAAAACAAAAACCCGAAUCUGUUUUAACUAAAACUUUUCGUGGUCAAGUGAUUAAAUCAAGAAGGAUGGGACGAAAACUUGCUUCAGGAUCAAAUGAUUCAUUAAACAAUAUUUUGAUUCCUUCUGAAGAACAUGAACCUGAUUCCUCUCAAUCUUAUAGCCCCGAGAUCGAAGAAUUGAAUGAGACUGAAUCAGCAGAUGACUUAUUAGCUCACAUGUAA
This is a messenger RNA of Funneliformis mosseae, 1146 nucleotides long. NCBI's taxonomy places the organism in Eukaryota, Fungi, Glomeromycota, Glomeromycetes, Glomerales, Glomeraceae. The record is from the annotation of a GenBank genome assembly.